AUGUUGUCUUUUAGCGGUGGAGUAACAGGAGCCAUGAUAUCGCAAACAACUAUAGGUAGUUUUAAUCUACAAACACCAGAUGCUCCCAUAUCUGACGUCACAUCUAUAUUAAAACCAACUGAAAAUGGACAGCGAUGUUCAUUACCAUAUCAAAUAGGCUCUAAUCAAUGGGACAUGUAUUUUUGUUACACCGGUACUUGUUUAACAUCGCCUAAUGUCUAUGGUAACUGUACGAUAGGAAGGUAUGGUGUAGUAAAACUAGGAAGCACUGCAAUAAAGUCAUAUCAGAUAAAAGCUGGAUCAAAAGGUAUAAAUGGCGUAAACAAACAAUGUUUGAUAUAUUAUUAUUAUAUGUCUAAUGCUACACAAAAGAGUAUUACAGUGCGUAAAGUUGAAACAAAUGGUGAAGACGAAACAAUUGACUAUGUAACAAGCAGUCCAUAUAAUGGAUGGAUCAAACAAGAAGUGACAUAUAAUGCGAAAGCAAGUGGUUAUAACAUAUUCUUUGACGUUGUAAAGACUGUGACAGAUAGCUAUGCACCAACUGUGGCUUUUGAUGAACUUUCCAUCAGUCAAGGAGAUUGUGAAAAAUCAAUCACAACAGAAGUAACAACUGAGAUAACGAGGAGUUCAGCGACUUCUACCUUGCAAACGUCAACUACGUCUUCAACAACUAUUUUCACACGUACAACGGUUAAGACUACAACCACAAGGACAGCUUCAUUAUCACAAACAACGGUAAAGACGACAGUAAAAACAGCAUCAGCAACAAAAACAACGUUUCCAAUAUCGACGAACACACCAGCAACUACAUCCUACACAUCUGAAAUUCCAGUAUCGACUUCAAUUUCAGAAAAUUACACAACAAUAGGAGAGGAGAAUCAACCUGAACUUAACAAUAAAACUUUAACUAUCGUACUGGCAACGGUCAUACCUACUGUUUCAAUUAUAGUUAUUGGCUUUGUUGUCUGGAUGAAGAUGUCAUCGUCGGCAUCGUCAAGUAUUAUUUGUAAUUAUGAUACUCAUACUAUCGCAACAGGCUGUCUACUCCCUGUGGGUGUUCGCGGAAUGCUUGUCUCCGAUAAAGCUGCAAAUCCUGAUGCAGAACCACCCACUGCACCACUUUCUGAUGUUACAUCAAGCCUCAUGCCAACCGAAAAUGGACAAAACUGUACUCUACCCUACAAACUCACCCCAUUUACUUGGGACAUGUACUUCUGUAACAAUAGUUAUUGCCAAACACAGUCCGAUACGAAUGCAAAAUGCCAACCAGGGAAAUUCGGCUAUUUUAACUUCGGAGCACCCGAAGGUCCCCUAUCAUUCGUUCUCAACACUGACACAGGUGGCACCAAUGGCACUGGUCAUCAAUGUUUGAGUUACUUCUACUAUCUUCCCACGAUUAAUGGGACGCAGCAGAACAUCAAGAUUCGAAUCAAGGCAAAAGAUGGUGAUAGUGAAACGAUCGAUCAAGUGAUGAGUAGUCCACACAAUGGGUGGAAUGAGCGUCGAGUGUCAUUCGUGACAACAAAGGGUGGAUAUGAAAUGUACUUUGAUUUACAGAAGACAUCAGGAAAAGCAACUCCAUUGAGUAUUAUAGCAAUCGAUGAAAUCUUAGUUCGUACAGGAAGGUGUGAAGACGAACCCGUGACUCUGUUCACAAGUGUGACGACCACCAGCACAACAGCAAUGAGAACUACAGAGACAUCAAGCAUACAGACAACCACUACUGAGUUAACCACCACUACUACAACUGCAUUCAUAACAACCGAACCUGCAAGUACAACAUUGUUAAUCACAACCACAAUAUCAUCUACAGUCAGUACUACUCCAGCGAUCAUAUUAACGUCAACAACAACAACAACGACGUCGACGACAACAACAACAACAACAACAAAAACUAGCACCACUAUUCCAACGACUGUUUCAACAACACGUGAGACAACCACUACUGAUGUUAUUUCCACAAAGAAAACCACAACUACUAAGCAACCGACGACCAAGCCUAUUACUACCACAAUUGUUAGAAAUUCUACAUUAAGUUUGAUCAUGCCUUUCACAACAGCUUCAAUAGAAGACAAAAAACCUAAUGGAUCAUCCAAAACAGGAUUGAUCGUCGGGUUAGCCUGUGGUGUUCCAGUUGGGCUCAUCGCUAUUGUUGGUAUCGGUAUUUGGAUACAAAAAACAGCAGCUGGCGGCUUGCUUAGUGGCAUGUCGCAUCCGCUCAAUAACUCAUCUAAUAAACACGAACAGGGUAGUAUUGAACUUGAAGACUAUAUAACUGAUUAUUCUUUUUAA
Messenger RNA from Adineta ricciae, 2295 nucleotides. Lineage: Eukaryota; Metazoa; Rotifera; Eurotatoria; Adinetida; Adinetidae. The record is from the annotation of a GenBank genome assembly.